GUGAGUGAGUGUGUGUGUGUGUGUGUGUGUGUGUGUGUGUGUGCGUGUGCGUGAUGGCUUCGCAGAUUUGGGUUUUUAUCACCCAGCGGAGCCAGCAGCCUUUUGCCGCGGCGCCCUCGCCGCAGGGACCCGCGGGGACGCGGAGGGGAAGCGGCGAGCGCUGCAGCCGGGUUCCCCCAGGCUCCUCGGGGCCGAGCGUGGCCGGGACGACUAUGGACCCGCACGGCGGCCGCCGGCUCGGCGCGCGGCCGCCCGCCGAGGAGCCCAGUCCGCCGGCGUGCUGACCGGCCCGCCACCCCGCCGGUGACCCCGGACGCCGCCUCCUCCGCGCCGCCCGCGCGCCGCCCGCGCGCCGAGCCGCCCCCGGGCCCCGGCCGCGCUGCUCCCCGGAGGCGGCGGCGGGCCGGGGCCGGGGCCGGCGCCCGGCAUGGAUGGCCGCGACUUCGCGCCGCCGCCACAUCUGCUGUCGGAGCGCGGGAGCCUGGGCCACCGCAGCGCCGCCGCCGCCGCCGCCGCCGCGCGCCUUGCCCCCGCCGGGCCCGCCGCGCAGCCCCCGGCGCACUUCCAGCCCGGAAAGUACUUCCCGUCGCCGCUGCCCAUGGCUUCGCACACAGCCAGCAGCCGCCUGAUGGGGAAUUCUCCGGCGCCCUCGUUCAUGGGCAGCUUCCUCACCAGCAGCCUGGGCUCGGCGGCCCCCGCGCACCCCAGCGGCCCCACCCCCGCCCCCUCGGAGCAGGCCUACCGCGGCCCCCACCCCGCCACCUCCCAGAUCUGGUUCUCUCACUCCCAUGAAGCUCCAGGGUACCCCAGAUUUUCGGGGAGUCUGGCAUCCACCUUCCUACCCAUGAGCCACUUGGAUCACCAUGGAAACAGCAAUGUUCUCUAUGGGCAACAUCGUUUCUAUGGAACCCAAAAAGAUAACUUCUACCUGCGCAACCUGCCCCCCCAGCCCACCCUCCUGCCUGCCAACCACAACUUCCCCGGCGUGGCCCGAGCCGCCCCCGGCCACCCCAUCAGCUCCUGUAGCCGCGACCGAGGCGAGGCUGGCCCCCUGCAGAAGGGUGCCAAGGAGUUCGACCGCUUCCUCAUGGGCAGAGAGCUGGGCAGAGAGAAGGCCGGCAAGGCUGCGGAGGGCAAGGAGAGGCCGGCAGCGGGGGAGGAGGACGGCGGCAAGGAGCGGCACAAGCUCGUGCUGCCCAUGCCGGCAGACGGCCACUGCAAGGACGGCGGCGGGGCGCCCCGGGGCGCCUGCGAGGGCCGCCCCAAGCACCUCGCCUCCUGCCUCCUCAACACCAAGGUGCUCAACGGCGAGACGGGCAAGGCCUCGCUGGCCAGCUGCGCGGGGGGCAUGCUGGUGCGGCCCGGCGUGGGCGUCGCGGCCUCCGGACGCUGCACCAAGGAGGCGGCGGGCCCCGCAGAGCCCGGGCCGGCCUUCAGCGAGGGCCUGGAGAGGCGGCAGACGCGGUGCCAGGCCGCGUCCUACGCGGUGCCGUCUGGCCUGCCCGCCGGGCCGCCCCCGCCCCUCAGCACGGCCACCGGCUCCUUCCCCUGCUUGCAGCUGCACGCGGGCCCGGACGGGCUCUGCCCGCUACAGGACAAAGUCCCCCGAGACCUGAAGGCCAGCGGGCCCACCUUCGUGCCUUCCGUGGGACACCUGGCCGACAAGAGCCGCCCCUUUCAGGCAGCCGAGGCCUGUGCGGUGGCAGGUGACGGCAAAGACCGGCACCUCGAUGGGGCCUUGGCCCCUGAACACGCUGUGCCCUAUGGGGUCUCCUAUGCUCACCUGAAGGCCGAGGGCAAGACCGAGCGGCGGCCUGGGGGCUUCGAGGCGGCUCUCAACCCCCGGCUAAAGGGCCUGGAGUAUCUCAACAGCACAGGCCCCGAGACCCCCUUCUCCGGGCUCCCCAAAGGUGGUCUGGACAAAAGUGGCUACUUCGAGCUGCCUGCCCACUCACAGGACUGUGCCCGGCCGAGCCACCAGGACCCGCUGGGUGGGAAGGUCGCCCAGGCCUGCUGCACUUUAGAUAAGACCGCCAGCAAGGAGGCCCCCUCCGGUCCCCCUGGGGCCCAGAAGGUGGCCCGGAUCCGGCAUCAGCAGCACUUGGUGACCCCCGAGGUGGAGCCAGGGGGCAGUGGGGCCGAAGCCAAGCGCACGUCCCUGGAACUGGCGUCUCUGGGCUAUGGUGGGCCCCACCUACCCCCAUGGAGCAUCCAGUCGGGCCAGGGCACUGCCAUGGCCAUUGGCGAGGAGCAUAAGGCUGGCACCUACCUGGACCCCUUUAGCGGCAGCCUGCAGCAGGCCGCACUCCUGCCCCAGGAUCUGCCCGCCCCACCCGAUGAGGUCUCGGCCAUGAAGAACCUGCUCAAAUACAGCAACCAAGCGCUGGUCGUCGGCCAGAAGGCACCCUUCGUGGGCCUGGGUGGCCUCAAGGCCAGCUGUGCCCAGCAGGAUGUGAAGUUCCCCGCCUCCAAAGGCCCAGCCCAGGCCCCGGGCGAGGCAGAGAGGCCCGACUGUGCCCGAAGCCGGGAACACGACACCCCACACAGUGACGCGGAAGUGAGGCAGCCUCCCGUGGGCAUCGCGGUGGCCUUGUCCCGGCAGAAGGACACGGUGAGCCGGCCCGAGACGGCCUACGGCACCAACACCGGGCGGCAGGGCCGGGCAGCCCCUGCAUUCAAAGCAGGAGCUGGGCCCCGCUCCACCCACGUGCUGGACCUGGAGGCUGAGGAAGAAAGGGCACGCCUGUCCGAGGACCGCCUGGGGCUCGCCGGCCGGGAGCUCCUGCUUCAGGACAAGGACCGCCUGGAGUUCUCCCGGAUCCACCCGCCCGGCAGCUGCCCCGGAGACCUGGCCCCUCAUCUCAUGAUCGCCAGCGGCUCCUCGCUGCAGAACAGCCAGCUGGGCGGGGACCCAGCCCCCCACCCCCACCCUGCCCACCCCCCGUGGCUGCCCCGCACCCGCAGCCCCUCUUUGUGGAUGGGGGGGCAUUCCUACGGCCUCGGGCACCCCGCCCUGCACCAGAACUUGCCCCCCGGCUUCGCCGCCUCUGUGCCCGGCUCCAUACCCUCCGUCUUCCCCCUCUCCCAGGACAGCCCUGCACAGCUCGUCAUUCUGCCCUCGGAGCCCACGCCCCACACAGCCCCCCACGCGCUUGCUGACGUCAUGGACCAGGCCUCACUGUGGCCCCCCAUGUAUGGGGGCCGGGGCCCCGCCUCCCACGUGCAGCACCCCGGCCAGCUCCCCGUGUACUCGCGGUCCCAGCUCCUGCGCCAGCAAGAGCUCUAUGCCCUACAGCAGCAGCAGCAGCAGCAGCAGCAGAGGGCUGCGCCCGUCCAGGUACCUGCCCCAGGGCACACCCAGCGGGGACCCAGGGCUCCUUCCUCCCUCUCUGCUCCAGGCUUCCCCACCCCCCAACGCCCUGAGCAGGGGGUCGAGCCGGCUGAGCCUCUCCCUCCCCGCCAACAGCGGAAGCCCGAGGACCACCACCUGGAGCAGGAGGAGCCCACCCAGGAGAAGACCCUGAAGUCCACCCACAAGCCAGUUGCCUUAACCCCCACAGCCAAGGGCACCCCCUCACCUGCCACCAUAGGCCCUGCCAAGCUGUCCCCUUGCUGCCACUCGCCUACCCCGAAGCCCCCUGCCAGCUGCCCCACACCGCCACCGCCACCGCGUCCCGGAGCCUCGUGCACUUUAUCCGUCCGCCCCUCGGGCAGCCCCGGGCCCGGCUCCAAGCUGCCCAGCUCCGAGGACAAGAGUGGGGAGGGCCGGCGGUCCGGAGCCGACCUGAGCGCGUUGGAACCAGACCUGCCUCCCGGAUACACGUGCCCUGUGGCCAGCUCGGGCUUCUCCCUGUCCCCCAGCGUGCACUCUCCUGACCUCUCGGACCCCAAAACUAUGCAAACCGCAGCUCCCAGGGUCCAGCCUGAGCCAGCGAGGACGUUACUACCCGGGGAGCUGCCCGCCCAAAGCCCCCAGAGCCCACAGGAGCCGGGGUUGCCCUUGGGGGCCAGGGAGGCCACCCAGGACCUUGCCGCCACCCCCCACCCUGCCGAGCGGGGACCCUUGGGGAAGGCAGCAGACCUCAGCCCACUGGAGGGGCUUCGAGAACUGCGAUGUGGGGCCCUCCUCGAGGGAGGGGGCCCCGAGGCCAUCGGCCAGGCUCAUUCUACUCAGGGAGGGGCUGCAGAGGAGGGGGCCGCGGUGGAGAGGGGCACGGACGUGGGGCCAGGGCCUUCAUCGGGGGCCAGCGCCCCGGCCCCCCAGCAGCCGAAGAGCCCAGGUGGCCUCAGUGAGGCCGGGCCGGGCAAUUGGCAGGCCCCCAGGGAAGCAAAGCCGGAAGAGGGGGCUGAGUAUCAGGAGGUCGAGCUGCAGGAGGAGGAGGGCCGGGGGCCAGCUUCCAAGAACAGCCACCUGCCCAGGGCACUCCCGGGCCUGGACGCCCUGGUGGCCGCCACCAUCGACCUGGGGGACCUGCCAGGUGUCAGCCCGCCGGGCCCACAGCUCGCCGCUGCCCCUGGGCCCCCACGCACAGGCCCCUCGCCCUGUAGCUCAGGGAUUCAUGGAAUUGCCCUGCUCAGCGAGCUGGCCGACCUGGAGAUCCAGCAGCAAAGGAGGGAGCCCGCCUUGCGAGAGGAAAAGGACGUGCUGGCAUUCGACCUGCAGCGCCUGGCCACGCUGGCCUCAGCCUGGUCCCUGGUGGAGGCCGCUAGCCUGGACAGCCCCUCCUCCUCUGCCCAGCCCCCCGCUGCUGACCCCUGCAGGGCUCCCACGCUCACCCCCCGCAUGCAGAUUCUGCAACGGAAGGACACCUGGACCCCCAAGACCAAGCCUGUCUGCCCCCUGAAGGCCGCCAUCGACCGGCUGGACACGCAGGAGGUGGAGAUGCGCGUCCAGCUGGCAGAGCUGCAGCGGCGCUACAAGGAGAAGCAGCGGGAGCUGGCUCGCCUCCAGCGCAGACACGACCACGAGAGAGAGGAGAGCUCGCGCAGCCCCGCGAGGCGGGGGCCCGGCCGGCCGAGGAAACGCAAGUACCCCAGCUUGCUGCCCGCCCUGCGUCCUGGGGGCCAGCUCCCCAGGGGCGACGGCAAGAAAGUCAAGGCGGUGCGGUCCAGCCUGAGCCUGCUGUGUGCUGAGCUGCGGGGUGGCGAGGAGCCUGCGAGGAAGCAAAGCCGACUGGAGAGCAGCGUCUACGUGGGCCUGCAGCCGGCCUCUGCGGAAAAGGUCCGGUGCAAGAGAAGCAGCGGCCAGGGCGAGCUGGCGUCUGCCAUGGCCCACAAGGUGGCCCAGCUGAAGCCGAAAGUGAAGAGCAAAGGGCUGCCCGCCGGCCUCAGCCCCUUCAGGCGGAAGGAGGCCGCCCCAGGGGGACGCAUCCGGAAGAAGCUGUCCAGAGCCAAGAGCACCAAGGUGCCGGGGGCCGCCCGGCACACGCAGCCGGAUGGCGGUGGCGGCAGCAGGGAGACGCCCAAGUUCCCAGCCCAGUCGGCGGUGGCCCCGGCACACGAGGCAGGCGCCGGCUAUGACAGCGAGAACGGCAUAGAUUUCUUGGGGGCAGAGGCACCCCCCAAGGAGCCCGGGCUGGCGCUGCAUGGGGGGGCCAGUGUGGCCGUGCUGGGGCCCUCACCCUCUUCCGUGGUCAAGAUGGAGGCCAACCAGAAGGCCAAGAAGAAGAAGGAGAGGCAGGGCUUACUAGGGGCCUGCCGCCUGUCCAGCCCAGAGAGCGAGGUCAAGGUCAAGAGGCGCACGGUGAAGGCCAAGGUGGGCACCAAGCUGGAGCGGGCCCCAGGACGCAGGCCCCCAGGCGCACCAGGCAAAAAGAAAGCCAAGGGCAAGGCCAAAGGUGGCCUGCGGGCGGAGCCGGGGACCACCCCCAGCAGGGACACCCUCUUCAGCCCCGCCCGCGCCUUCACCUGCCGUGAGGAGGGCAGCAAGCUGGCCAGCGAGCGCCUCAAGAGGGCCACACGCAAGAGCACAAUCCUCCAGCCGGGACUGCGGCGGAAGAACGGGGCCCUGUCCAUCGCCCUGUCGCCACGCAACGCCAAGGCCAUCCUGGGGAAGGGCAGGAAGGUGGGCAAGGUGAAAAGCAAGGCUGUCGGCAAGCAGGGCAAGGGCCGGGCAGUGAGUCGGCUGCUAGAGAGCUUUGCUGUGGAAGACGACUUUGCAUUUGACGACAACGGCAGCUUUGAGGAGGAGGAGGAGGAAGAGGAGGAGGACGAAGCGGAGGAAGAGCCCGCUGGGGCCAGCGGUCCUCUGAGCGCGGAGCAGAGCGCCGCCCUGGCUGGCUCGUGCACCAUCCACAAGGAGGAUCUGCAGGACGGGCUGCCCGUGCUCAUUCCCAAGGAGGACAGUCUGCUGUACGCGGGCAGCGUCAGGACCCUGCAGCCCCCCGACAUCUACAGCAUCGUCAUCGAGGGCGAGAGAGGCAACAGGCAGAGAAUCUACUCGUUGGAGCAGCUGCUGCAGGAGGCGGUGCUGGAUGUCCGGCCACAGUCCAGCCGCUACCUCCCACCCGGCACGAGGGUCUGUGCCUACUGGAGCCAGAAGUCACGUUGCCUGUAUCCAGGCAACGUGGUCCGAGGUGCCUGCAGUGACGAGGAAGGGGACCUGGACUCCGUGGUCGUGGAGUUUGAUGACGGGGACACCGGCCACAUCGCCGUCUCCAACAUCAGGCUGCUGCCUCCGGACUUCAAAAUCCAGUGCACCGAGCCCUCGCCCGCCCUGCUGGUGUCCAGCAGCUGCCGGAGGACCAAGAAAGCCUCCUUCGAGGCCCCUCCCCCCGGCGAGACCACCGCCCCCAGCCUGUCUCCCAAGGCGCACGAAGGCCCCGAAGCCUCCAAGCCCCCGGGGAAGAAAUCCGUCGGCAAAGACAAAGCUGGCAAAGCGGAGCUCCUGACCUCAGGCGCCAAGCCCCCGCCCGCCGCCCCCGCCGCCGGGGCCUCGGACCACUUCCUGGGCCGCCGGGGCAGCCCGCUGCUGAGCUGGUCGGCGGUGGCGCAGACAAAGCGGAAGGCGGCGGCCGCGGCGGGCGGCAAGGGGCCCGGCGUGCUGCAGAAUCUCUUCCAGCUCAACGGCAGCGCGAAGAAGCUGCGGGCCCGGGAGGCGCUGUUCCCCGUGCACAGCGUGGCCGCGCCCGUGUUCGGCAACGGUUUCCGGGCCGACUCCUUCAGCAGCCUGGCCAGCUCGUACGCGCCCUUCGUCGGCGGGGCCGGGCCGGGCCUGCCCGGGGGCGCCCACAAGCUGCUGCGGGCCAAGAAGGCCGAGCGGGCAGAGGCCGAGAAGGGCGCGCGGCGGCGGGCGGGCGGCGAGUUCCUGGUCAAGCUGGACCACGAGGGCGUGACCUCCCCCAAGAACAAGAACUGCAAGGCGCUGCUCAUGGGUGACAAGGACCUCGGGCCCAAGCUGGGGCGGCCCCUGCCCAGCCCCAGCUACGCGCACCCGGCCCUCGUGGGCAAGGACAGGAAGGGGCGGGCGCCCGUGCACCCGCUGCCCAUGGGGCUGGCGCUGCGCAAGUUCGCGGGCCAGGCCGAGUUCCCGCUGCCUUGCGACAGCGACUGUCACAGCUCCUACUCGGACGACGAGGAGGACGGGCCCGGGCUGGCCCCCGGCGUGCCCUCCCGCUUCCUCGCCCGCCUGUCCGUGUCGUCCUCCUCCUCAGGCUCCACCACCUCCUCCUCCUCGGGCUCCCUGUCCACCUCCAGCCUCUGCUCCUCGGACGACGAGGGCUCGUCCUACAGCUCGGACGACGAGGACCCGGCGCUGCUCCUGCAGACCUGCCUCACCCACCCCGUGCCCGCCCUCCUGGCCCAGCCCGAGGCCUUGCGCUCCAAGGGGGGCGGGCCCCACGCGCACGCGCAUGCGCAGCGCUGCUUCCUGUCCAGGGCCGCGGUGGCCGGCGGGGGCGCGGGCACCGGCCCGAGCGGCGGCAAGUCCAAGCUCAAGCGCAAGGAGGCCCUGAGCUUCUCCAAAGCCAAAGAGCUUUCCCGGAGGCAGCGGCUGCCCUCCGUGGAAAACCGGCCAAAGAUCUCAGCCUUCCUGCCUGCCCGGCAGCUCUGGAAGUGGUCGGGGAACCCCACACAGAGGCGGGGCAUGAAGGGGAAAGCCAGGAAGCUGUUCUACAAGGCCAUCGUCCGGGGCAAGGAGACGCUGCGCAUCGGGGACUGUGCCGUCUUCCUGUCGGCCGGGCGGCCCAACCUGCCCUACAUCGGCCGCAUUGAGAGCAUGUGGGAGUCCUGGGGCAGUAACAUGGUGGUGAAGGUCAAGUGGUUCUACCACCCGGAGGAGACGAAGCUGGGGAAGCGGCAGAGUGACGGGAAGAACGCGCUGUACCAGUCCUGCCACGAGGACGAGAACGACGUGCAGACCAUCUCCCACAAGUGCCAGGUCGUGGGGCGGGAGCAGUACGAGCAAAUGACACGGAGCCGGAAGUGCCAGGACCAGGACCGGCGGGACCUCUACUACCUGGCGGGCACCUAUGACCCCACCACGGGCCGGCUGGUGGCAGCCGACGGGGCGCCCAUCCUGUGUUGAGCCCGGCUGCGUGGGCAGAGCCGGGGAGCCCCCCCCUCCCCCCGCCAACGCCGCAGCCAGGAGCAAAUAUGCAACCCCCCCGACCCCGCGGCGGGUGCCGGCUUCGCAUCACUGUCCCUGGCGAGCGGGCACUCCCGCGUGCGGCCCGUCCCGUCCGGAGAGUCGUCCAGCCUGGGCCGGCCCAGCCGGCGCCCUGGAUCCCCAUCGGCCGUUCCCGAGAGAUUAGAAUCCAAGCCAUAUUUUCCCUAGUACCUCCGACUGUCUCCCACCAGGGAAAGCAGAAAUCAGGUGUGUUGUCUAUUUAUUUCUCUAUGUAAAUAUUGUAUUUCUGCGGGAAGUUUUAUGGAAAAAAAUAGUGGAAAAGGAUUUUUUUCCCCACACGCGUGACAAGGGUGUAUGUGCACGUGUGUGUGUGUGUGUGUGUGCGUGUGUGCGCGUGUGUGUGUGGGUGUGUGUCUAGGCUUUGUUCUGGGGGGUUUUCGUUGAAAAUGCACUGUUUUGCUCAGCCUGGCUGAGUUCCGACAGGGGCGUCUGUGGCGACAGAGGCAGCUGAGGGUGGGGGUGGCCACAGGAGGGGGACCCUCGGGUACACCACCCAUCUCGGGGGCUGAGAUGGAAGUCACACUCGACUUUAUUUCCUUUUAAUCCACCUCCUAGGAAGACCGUAUUGGGGGGCGGGGGAGGGGAGGAGGGCGAUGGUGAGGGUCCCUGGGGAGAGAAGGGAUUCCAGAAGCUGAGAUAAAAAUCAGGAUCAGCGGGUCCCCCAGCCCGGGAUCGUGACAGCAGCCAUAAAUGUAUCUUACCUCUGUUAAAAACGAAACAAAAAUGAACAAAUAUUUUUAAGUAUCGAUACAAAAAAGUGAUGUUUUCAUUUUAUUUCCUGAAUAUCCCAAGUUCUUUCUGAUUUCUGUUUUGAUGGCCAAUUUGCCUAGCCUCCACUCAGAGCAGGGACGGGAUUGGCCCCCACCAACUUACAUGGAGGUUUCUGGGCCUUCUCUGUGGCCACUGGGAAGGCAGACAGCAUGACCAGUUGGUGCCUGGGGUGCGGAGCGAGCAGGGGUCCCUCCUGCCCGCCCGAGCCCACACCCUAGCCAAGUGCAAGGAGCACCCCUCCGGGGCGCUCACCCCUCCACCCAGUGCUGGACGGGUGGCCCAGACUCUCAGCGCCACCCCAGGAGCCUCAGAACACUUGUCACCUCUUCACUUCUCCUGUGGCCGAGAGACAGGGCAAGCCAGACGCGGCCCAACCACCCUUGUCCCUGAAACGUACUGAGGGCCACAUGUCCUCAUGUGCCACCACACCCACUGGGAGCCCCAGGAAAGCCCCCCCCCCACGUGAGUCACUGAUCCUUAGGACGAGUUUUUGUGUGACCACAGACCUGCAGCCCAGGUCCCCGGGAAACAUGGGGUGUCGGCAGGUGCCCGGCACCCCAACCCGGCCCCUCUCCGCCCCCUUCCUUUUCAGCCAGGAAACCAUCCCGGCCCCACCUCCCACUCCCGGCUCCGUGGGAAAUGCAGGGGCAGGGAGGGGGGGGGGGGUCCCCUGCGCCCCGGCCUACCUCUCCCACCCCAUUCUCCCCUUUGUCUCCGCACGAGUGCAAUAUUUCAUUCCUGGCGGUCACCCGGGAGGCGGUGCCCGAGGGCCUGCUCGCGGCUGGAGAAGCAGAAGGCUGCCCGGAGGAGAAGACCUGCCCGGUGCCAGGGCGCCGAGUGGGGACAGCUCAGCCGCAAAAGUUCAAACCCCAGGCACCGAGCGAAGGAAACCCUUUUUCUCGGCCCUCGUGUCGAUUCUCUGCCCUCCUCCCCCGCCUUCUCUUCCUCUUCUCUCUCCCUCUAUCUGUGCGCGUGGGCGGCGCGGCCCUCCCUCUAACCGUGGUUAGACCUGGCGAAGCACGACUAUUGUAAAUGUGUAAACUAAGAUGGUUGGAUUUUUUUUUCCAAUGUAAACACUAAAAACAAACAAACAAAAAACAAAACACAAAGGUUUUAUGAACAGCAAACUCUAUGUAAAGGCAUUUUAGUAUUAAAUUUUUUAUUGAUAACUCGCUUAAGAAUAAAUAUAUGAACUAUUGUACAGGU
Molecule: messenger RNA, 10603 nt
Organism: Leopardus geoffroyi (Geoffroy's cat)
Lineage: Eukaryota; Metazoa; Chordata; Mammalia; Carnivora; Felidae
Gene: BAHCC1
Product: BAH domain and coiled-coil containing 1
Exons: 27
Coding region: 428-8524 (2698 amino acids)
Molecular function (GO): chromatin binding
Source: RefSeq, a predicted model, not a curated record